AUGUCAGCAAUCUUUAAUUUUCAAAGUUUACUAGUGGUAAUAUUACUCUUUAUCUGUACAUGUACUUAUAUUAGAGCUUCAUAUCCAAAGCUAUUAGAAGUUAGAAAUAAACAUAGUAUAUCAGGGUUACCUUGGAAAGCAGCAAGAAUAGGUGAAAGAUUAAGUCCUUGGGUUUCAGCAUCAUAUUUCUUUGUACUUUGA
Molecule: messenger RNA, 201 nt
Organism: Cavenderia fasciculata
Lineage: Eukaryota; Evosea; Eumycetozoa; Acytosteliales; Cavenderiaceae
Gene: tmem167
Product: TMEM167 family protein
Exons: 4
Coding region: 1-201 (66 amino acids)
Biological process (GO): protein secretion; intracellular transport
Source: RefSeq, a predicted model, not a curated record